AAUUUAGGAAAAAAUUAUGUUUACGACACUGUCGAUUUGACACAAUUGACAGACUUUACCGUUAAAUUUAAAAAAAUUCCGUUGCUCUCAUUUUAUAAUAGUUGUUUUUGUGAUGUGAUCGGGUCAUUUGUAGUACUAAAGCUUGUAAGCUGGGAUUUUUUAAAAGAAGUUAAAAGUAUUUUGUAUUGUAUUGUUAUUUGCGUGCAUAAACAAUGAACACGAGUAAUGUUAAUUGCGGAUUUGGAUCUCUAUCCAUUAUCCUCAAAAAUGGUAUCAAAAACUACUAUUUGCAAGAAGAUGAAAUCAAGAUCGGCUCUUCCGAUGAGGCCGAUAUUCGAUAUGGCAAUGUACCAGGAUUAGAAUCCAUACAUUGCACAAUCAUUGUGGAAAGGAAUGGCAAAGCUACCAUAUUCAACAUGAGCAAAUCGAAUCCCAUAAAAGUAAACGAUGAAAUCGUAGAAAAAUCCCAUCGACUGCAAAAUGGUGAUACAGUCGAUAUGAUGGGAAAGAUAUUCAAAUACAAUUCUAACGAUGUGCAGAAGACUCCAAAAACGAAAAAUGUAAGAUUGGUACAAAGCGAAAGCAAAUACGGCAACCCCAAACCUGCAACGAGGAGUUCUUUAUCCAGCAUUAAGAAGAAACCCGAAACGAGAAUACCGAAUUUUUCUGGCGGUACUAAAAGCUUUUUAAAAAACAGAGGAAAAUUGCCGGGUUCGUUGAUUCCAGUAAGAGCCGCUUCGAAAUCGCUUUUCCAGGGCUCCGCUGGCAAACAAGCGAAGAUAUCAUUACCCGCAAGCAUGUCGCUUGGGAUUCGUACACCUUCUAAGUCCAAUACAUCUAAAUUAUCAUUGAAGGAAAACCCUUCUACGGUAGAAAACAUGGAAUGUACUGAAGUUGACGAAGAAGCGCCACCUACAGAUCAAUCUACAACACAAUCUCUAUCUAAAUUGUCGACAAAAGUAAAUCAUUCUACGAUAGGUAACCUGGAAAAUACCGAAUUCGAAGAGCUACUAAACCAAACUGCCGCACCUAACGAAUCGGUUGUAUACAAUUUCAAAACUUCCACAGCCAAAAAAGGCGCCCAAAGCUUCAGGGAAGCAGAAGAAAUAACCGAUCUCAUAGACCUAGAGGGGACUUUAAAAACCCCUGUCCCGACUAAACGGUUUUCGUCAAGGCGCAGCUCGAAAUCGUUGCUGUUAGAUCACCUACCAUCGCCUAUUAAGCCAUUGAGAUCGAAAAAUAAUUCCGCAGUCGAAGGAAACUCGACUUUAAUGUCCGAGAACGAUUACGAAACCGCCGCCGAAUCCGCCGUUACGACUCCCUACAUAAACAAAUCGCGUAAAUCGACGAUGAGCUCCAAAAAGUCCCUGCCUGCCGACGAUUCGAGCAGUCUCUACGAGGAAUUACCGUCACCGAUUGCUCCGGAGGGUCCCGUUUUGGCCAAUCUGGCGCUAGAAACACCCGUUUUCUCGAGGAGAUGCAGCUUGAGAGCCUCCAAAUCGAAUUACAGCCAUAUCUCUGACUCGACUUGCGAUUUAACUGUCGAAGAAAAGACGAUGGAGAAUGUCAAAUCCUCGGAGAGCAUAUCAAUUGUAUCCUUACACGAUACUACUCAAGAAUCUAACGAUAGUACUAUGCAGAGUUGUUCGAGUACGAGUUCGAAUGCUUCAGAAGAUCCAAUUGUGCUUUCUAUUAAAGAUAGUACCGAGGAAUCGAUCGAUACAUCAGAAAGGUCUUCGAACACUCCUUAUCGUCCCAUCCUCGAAGACAUCACUCCGGUCAGCUCCGAGAAGGCAUCGACUAGCAAACUGACGUUCGCACGAUUGUCCGAAACGCCAAAGGAAGAGGCCGGAGGCCGGAAAAAUUUGACGUCCACCCCGAAACCUCCGAAGGAACCUUUAAACGAUCUAUCCGAUGUUAGAGGUGUGAAGAAAUUGCUGAAAACGCCUCGAGUGCAAAGGGAACCUUUGAACGACCUCACCGAUUUGAGGGGUGUGAAGUAUUUACUGGCCACGCCGAAACCUCUAAAAGAGCCUCGAAAUGAUCUAACCGAUGUAAGUGGAGUAAAAAAAAUACUGGCCACGCCGAAACCUCUAAAAGAGCCUCGAAAUGAUCUAACCGAUGUAAGGGGAGUAAAAAAAAUCCUGGCCACGCCGAAGCCUUUAAAAGAGCCUUUGAACGACCUUACCGAUGUUAAAGGUGUGAAGAAAUUAUUGAAAACGCCGAAGGUGCAAAGGGAACCCUUGAACGAUCUGACCGAUGUUAGAGGCGUAAAGAAAAUAAUGGCCACUCCGAAGGCUCCGCAGGAGCCUCUAAACGACCUCACCGACGUUAAAGGCGUGAAAAAAUUAUUGAGGACGCCGAAAGUUCAAAACUCACCCAGGAAUGAUUUGUCCGAUGUACAGGGAGUUAAAAAGAUCAUGGCGACACCUAAACCGGUUAAAGAGCCAUCCAAUGACCUUUCGGACGUCAGAGGGGUGAGGCAGUUGAUGAAGACUCCGAAGGAAGAGCGGGAACCGGACUAUCAAGGAGUGGCCGAUUUGUUUUCGAAAGUGUUUGAGAAGGCUCCGUUGAAAACCUACAGAGGACAGUCGUCGCCCGAAAAAACCGAAACUAACUACAACAUUUCCGUUUAUGUGGACCCCAGUGUGGAAAAUUGGGUUGAAAAAACGACUGAAGCAACCGGCAUAAGGAAGAGAAGACUCAGGAUUGUUGAAGAAGUGACUUAUUAUGACAGCAACAAGAAAACCGAACCGGCCAGGAAGACUAGGCGCCUGAGGAAAUUAACAGACGAUCAAAUUGCUGAUGAGUCAUCAGAAGGGCCUGUCGAAGCUAAAUCUACUAAGAAAACUGCUAAAAAAACUUCUAGAAAGCAACUCCGAACCAAAAAGGAACCCGAAGAAACCAAAGAGGAAUCAGAAGAACCCGAAUCUGAACCAACCGUUGAAGAACAAUCCGAUAAAUCUAGUAAGACAAAGACCAAAACCAGUAAAAGAAAGAAGACCAGUAAAGAAAUAGAAGAGCCUGCCAAAGAAGAAGAAGAAGAAUCUGUUGAAACCAUUAAGAAAAGAAAGUUGAGUAAUGACGUUGAAGCAACCUUAAAGGAACCUGUUAGAUCCACAAGGAGGAAUAAAUCUGUCACCAAUAAAAAAGUAAUGGAACCCACUGAAGAAGAGUCUCUAAAAACAAAUAAAAAAAGUAAGACAACGAAAAAGAAUACUAAAAAGGAUGACGAAGAAUCAGCUGAAACCGAUAUGAAACCAAAGAGACGUAAGAUCAAUACUAAACAGGAUGAAGAAGAAUCUGUCGAAAUCAUUAAGAAAAGCAAGUUGAGUAAUGACGUUGAAGACACCUUAAAGGAACCUGUUAGAUCUACAAGGAGGAAUAAACCUGCCACCAAUAACAAAGUAAUGGAACCCACUGAAGAAGAGUCUCUAAAAACAAAUAAAAAAAGUAAAACGACAAAAAAGAAUACUAAAAAGGAUGAGGAAGAAUCGGCUGAGACCAAUAUGAAACCGAAGAGACGUAAGAAUACUAAACAGGAUGAAGAAGAAUCUGUUGAAACCAGUAAGAAAAAGAAAACUACAAGAGAAAUCAAAGAGAGAAGGAAUCAAGGGAAGUCUUCGAGUAAUGAAGCUUCCUCAAGUAAAGAAAAUAUUGAGCCGAUUGAAGAGGGAAGGGAAAAACAGGGGAAAACAAAAAGGAAGGCUAAAAAUGCGGAACCUUUAAAGGAAGAAAGCAUUUUACCGAAGAGGGUUUUGAGGAAACGAAAUAACUCUGUAAAUUAUAGUGCCUGAGAAUGAGUCGUGACAAAUUAGAAAAAGUACUUUAUAAGAAGAAAUAUUUUAUAUUAAUUUACAGUUUAACUAUUAUAUUUUAUUAAUUAAAUUAAGUAUUUUUGCCAAAACCAAACAUUUGAAUCGGUAAUUUUAGUCAGUUUUAUAAAUGAUUGCCUUGACAGGUCAAGUACUUUCAAAAAUGGCUGAAUAGUAAAGACAGCAGAGGCCAAAAUUUUCAAAGAAGAUUGUAGAACUUUUAGGUUAUAAAAAUGGACCAAAACCUAAAUGCUACACAAAUUCGUUUAGAAAUUUUAUACAAAAUCCGCGAACUGUAUAGCGACAUAUUAAAUUCGUACGUAGCCGACUAUUACCUGGAAAACCACUGGAACAAAUUAUCUACCUCAUGGAAAAGCUUUUUCGGCAACAUCGACGUGUCCGAUCUGAGCAACGUAUUGGACCUGACGAACCCGCUCCACAAGAAACUAUACCCUUUGACUUUACUUUGCCUACGAAAUAUCAUAACAAACAACAUCUUGUCGAGGAAAUCGCUCGGAAAUUCCACAAAUAGUGAUGACAGUAAAUUCAUGAACUUCCUAUGGAAGAACGUGAAAUUGAAAAAACGUCACGAAAUAGACCGAAUGGCCAAAUUGUGCCACGAUUCGGCUCAGAAAACAAACUGCUUCCGAAUAGUCGACAUUGGCUCAGGACUGGGCCACCUCAGCAGGAUGCUUUCUUACAAAUACGGCUUCUCCGUUUGCACAUUCGAAGCCGUCGAAUCCCUCACGAACCUAGCCAGGCGAAUGGACAGCAAUUUCGAACAAACCUUAAACAAGCGGAACAUUCGCCACAAAAGCGUCUUCCGAACAAUCCACAUAAACCGAAGAAUAAGCGAGGAUUUCAUCCGGGACGAGUUCCUCAACUGCGUCGCAAAGUCCUUUGACAACGACAACGUUAAAUUCGGAUUGGUCGGGCUACACCCCUGCGGGGAUCUGGGUGCCUUACUUCUCAAGCUAUACGCAAACUGCCCUAACAUACUCUUCAUCAACAUAGCCAGUUGUUGCUAUAUGAAAAUAACCCUACAGCCGAUGGACGAGGCCUAUUUCCCUUUGAGCGAGUUCUGCAAAAGCAGGCGAUUCGCGCUGUCUUAUUUGGAUUGCGAGAUCGCGUGCCACGCUAUAGAAAACUACUCGGAGAGGCUGAACAACGCGGAGGAGUACCAGAAGCUGAAAAUUCACGCCUACAGGGCCGCCCUGGAGGAUAUACUCGUGGCGGCCGAUUCGAGUUUGAGGCAUUCGAUGGUGUGCGGGGCUAAAUGCGAUAAAAACCUAACCUUCAAGGAUUAUGUUAAAAAAGUCUGUGAUAAGCUGCACAUAUUAGGCGAGGAGAAAAUCGAUUCGUACGAGAACAUUAUCAUCGAAACUUGGAGCAACGUUGUGGUUUUUUAUUCGAUUAGGUUGUUAUUGGCUCCUGUCGUCGAGAAUGUUAUAUUGUUAGAUAGGUUGUUGUAUCUUUUGGAAAAUGGUUGUUUUUCGAAAAUUUUGCCGAUUUUUGAUUGUAAUAUUUCGCCUAGAAAUCAAGUGUUAUCUAGUGUUAAAAUUAAAGACUGACAAUUGUUCAUUGUUUCUUUUGAUAGAAUCAUCAUCAUCGAAAUGUUCAAUUAAAUGUAUUGUUUAUUAAGAAAUAAUACAAUAAUGAAGAUCGAUGAAAGUUCUUCGAAAAGUGAAGAUUCCAAAUACUCCGACUGGAAAAAAAUGAAACUUACUCCAAUUUAGUUGAAGAUCGAUGAGAGUUCCUUAUAAAGUGAAUUGUAAAUUUCCACAGUUUUGUCUCUCGUGUAAAUCAAUACAUCUACUAAUGUCUUCUGCAUGUUUUCAGGUGACAAAGAUCCA
Messenger RNA from Phyllotreta striolata, 5668 nucleotides. Lineage: Eukaryota; Metazoa; Arthropoda; Insecta; Coleoptera; Chrysomelidae. The record is from the annotation of a GenBank genome assembly.